Motacilla alba alba is the source of this 4377-nucleotide messenger RNA. It is a transcript of the gene SENP8, whose product is annotated as SUMO peptidase family member, NEDD8 specific. Lineage: Eukaryota; Metazoa; Chordata; Aves; Passeriformes; Motacillidae. Gene Ontology annotation, biological process: proteolysis. The record is from RefSeq and is a predicted model, not a curated record. Gene Ontology annotation, molecular function: cysteine-type peptidase activity; deNEDDylase activity. The transcript is spliced from 3 exons. The coding region runs from base 2150 to 2788 and encodes 212 amino acids.
GUGCCAGGGCCUCAGCACCCUCUCAGCCAACCACUUCUCCCCAGUAUCCCAUCUAAGCCCACUCUCUGGCAGUGGGAAGCCAUUCCCCCUGGUCCUGGAACUCCAGUUCCCGAUGAAGAGUCCCUCUCCAGCUUCCUUGUACAGCCCUUUCAGACACUGGAAGUUUGCUCCUGGUUUCCCCAGACUUGAGGCAUUUCAGGCACUUCAGCUUCAGGACUACAGGACGCUUGUGGUCUCAAGGCUGUGAUGGUGAGCCCUGCCCUUCCUUGCCAGUUUGGUGGUGCCAAAGCUGCAAAACCAGUGGAGGGACCAGCAGUGUGCCUGUGCUCCCAGUACUCCCCCUGUUGACUCGCAGGCAUGGGAAGGAGCAGUCUGUUCUUCCAUGCAGAGCAGAACACUGCUCUCCCAGAAACCAAGCAGGGGAGGAGGAUUUCAAGUCCAGCCAUACUCUGACACGAGCUAAAUUAAAUUAAGCUAAAUGAAGGCUGCACUCGAAUGUGUAACUCGAGUUUCACAUUUCCCAAGUGCCCAAACUCAGGUGCUUGACAUUCUCAGGGGUUUUCCUGCAAACCUGAUCAAUGCUCACGAAAUGCACCAUAAACAUCCCAGAUACAAAUAAUUUAGGCAUAAAGCGUUCAGAUUUGCCAGGCAAAGGAUUCCAAAGGUUUGAUUGUCUGAGUGGUUUAGCUGGUGUUUGUGAAAGAUGCUGUAACAGCAGUAGUCGUAUCAGGCAUUUGAUACCUUGAAUCUGAAAAUGCAGCUUUUCCCCACCCAAAAUAAGGAGGAAAAAGAAGCUUAAAAUGUGGGGUUUGUAAAUCGUAAGAGGAGCAGUGUAUGCAGAGAACAAAUAACUUCACAAAACAGAUCUACAUUUUAAAUACAGGAUGAAUUCCAGUAGAGCUUUUUGCAAGGGCUGCUGAUGAACACCAGGCCUUUCAACACAGAGGAAAAAAUCUCUAAAGCCACCCCUCAUUUAUGCACUGAUCACAAUAAAUACAUAAAUAAAUAAAAAAUUAAAUAAAAAUAUGAAGUUGCAUCAUCAUCGAUAGCCCAGGAAACAAAAGCUUGUUAGUUGUGUGCUGGGGCCACUGAAUUACCUUCCUGCCAUCAGCAGCCUGACUGACAGCUUCCAAAACGGUCUUGGGGAUCAAAAAUUACAGCCAGAAGGGAAGGCAAAGGCUGUGAGAGCCUUAAUGAGGGAAAAAGGCACAGAAAACCCUCUUAUUUUAAUUAAAUAAAACGUAAAAAUGAGAAAAGCCAUUGAAAUGGGUGAGUUUACUCAAGGACGUAGGGGAAGUCGUGUGACUGUGUGGCGAGGGGCUGAAAAGAUGAUGUUCUUCAGGGAUAACGCAGACUCCGACCCAGCCAGAGUUUAUGGAUAAGGUCAGAUUUGUAAGGUCGUGCUUAAGGAUUCACAGCCCAUCACCGCAGCAUCCGUGCACCUCUCCAUGGGAACACAACGCUCCCCUGUCAUUUCCUAGCAGUCCCACGGGAAAAGAGUCAGGAAAGCACUUGAGCCAGCCAGAAACCCAAUUCUCCGCCUAGCAAUCUAUUUACAGAGCGAUUUAUUACAGCGCUUGGUUAUCGACUGAGCGAGACACCGCGCCGGUUUCCCUCCCGUAGCAGCAAAUCUCCUUCCUCUGCCGCUACGUGAUUAUUUUUUUGAUCCGCCGAUGGGCAGGGACCGCGCUGCAGCGCGGGAUGGGAAAGCCAUGAUUUCUGCUGAGCUCACGCUGCCCACUUGAUCAACCUCGGCUUGCUUUGGGCAAAGGAAAACGUAAAUGGAGGAGGAGGAAGCCGAUCGAGAAGCAGAAGGGCGGCCAAACGCCUGGCUCCGAACUCACGGCAGGUCCUAGCGCAGGUCACGUCGGAGGGGUUUAUAAUUUUUUGGGAUAAAGCAAAGGCCGUUUUGGCUACGUUUAGGAAAAUUCCAGAAAGAAAUAUCGACUCUUCUAAGCUGCGGAGGAGCAGUGCUCCCACAGGGGUCCGGCGUGCCGGGGUGGGAAUUGCCGUGAAGUCCAGCACCGUGCCAAGCAAACCCAGGUCCUUCAGGCAAGCUGCAUUCCCUGCCCGUGCUUCCUGCUGCUCCCUGGAUUAGACCCUCUCUGUGGGAGGUGAGAGCUCUGGCGGCGGCCCGGAGCAGCGCAGGAUGGAUCCCGUGGUUCUCAGCUACGUGGACAGCCUGCUGAGGCGGUCGGACGUGGCGCUGCUGGAGCCCCCGAACUGGCUCAACGACCGCAUCAUCGGCUUCGCCUUCGAGUACUUCGCCAACCAGCAGUUCCAGGAGUUCAGCCACCGCGUUUGUUUCAUCAGCCCCGAGGUGGCCCAGUUCAUCAAGUGUGCCCUUAGUCAGGAAGAAAUAGCCAUAUUCCUCCAGCCCCUGGACCUUCUCUGCAAGGAGCUGCUGUUCCUGCCUAUCAAUGACAACUCCAGCCAGGCCGCUGGGGGCACCCACUGGAGCUUACUGGUUUAUUUCAGGGACAAGAAGUGCUUCGCCCAUUACGAUUCCCACAGUAAAUGCAACUCUGCCCACGCCAAGCAAGUGGCAGGGAAACUGGAGGCCUUUCUAGGAAAAAAAGGGGGCAAAGCCACCUUUGUGGAGGAGAAGGCACCGGCACAGCAGAACAGCUACGACUGUGGGAUGUAUGUGAUCUGCAACGCCGAGGCUCUGUGCCACGGGUACUUCCAGGGCCGGAUGGAGUCUCUGCUGCAGCUCCUCACCCCCUCCUACAUCACGCAGAAGAGGUCAGAGUGGAAAGCUCUCAUCACGAAACUGGCACAGAAGUGAUGGGGAUGCACCUCCAGCCCCCCAGAAACUGCCUUCCCAGUCCAAGAGGCAGCACCCCCAGUGCCUGAGGGAGAUGCCCAUGCACAGGAUUGUCCCAAAGAAAAAGAAUGUAACCCCUCUAGCAUGGCUACACCCCCCAAACACCCCAUUCCCUUCAGGAAAAGCCUUAUUCUCCUCUCAAAAUCACCGGCCUUUCAACUUCUAAUGACAAGAGUCACUUUGCUUUCAAAGAAACCCUCUCCAUGGUAAAUUUUUACAGUAAUUGCUGUGGCAGAACAGGUUGCUAAAGAGACUUCUCCACCUGUGCCCAGCAGGCAACACACUCUCAUUAGGUGGCUUUAGCUGGCUCCAGGCAUUGUCCUUCCAAGCCAGGUUUAGAAAUGCUCUUUAAACCCAAGCCCCCGAGUGCUUUAUCAUAGACAGUUCUAAUUUGUGCCUCCUGCUAAUGGUAUUGGAGAAAUGUGGGAUUUAGAAGCCAGGAUUUUGUACCCCUGAAAUUGAAACAUUGAGAUGUCACUGCAAAAAGAUGAGACUGCAAAGGAAAUGCUACAAUUAACUUAAGAACAGGGCAAAAUCAAAGUCAUUUUUCAUCAGCCAGGUGCUCCUCAGCCACACAGCGAUGGCAUUUUUUGGUCCCCCGCCCCUGCUUGUUCUUAUUGCAAAUUAAAACCCGACUCUGAACUGCUGGAAAAUUAAUAGGAAGCUGAGAAAGCCAAUCCUAGGAAAAGAAACUUAAUUGAGAUGAAAAGCAACACUCACUCUUUGAAGUUUGGUGUUUUUCAUUAGGAUUUUAGGUCGUCUCUGUGCAGGGAGGGUUUGUCAGUGCUCCCCAACCCUUGUUAGCGGUUGCUGCUCAUAACACAAAACCAGUUCUGUUACUUGAGAGAGAAAAAAAAAAAACACACUAGGGAGAACAAAAGGACAGAGUUUGAGGUAUAAAAGCCAAAGAUAACUGCGGGCUCCUUGAAGUCCUUAAUGCACUUCAGAAAACUGAAACACUUCUCUUCCCGUGCUGGAUGAUGGCUGGGAUCCCAGAGUGGAUCCUCUCCUUAAAGACAGGCUUAGCAGUGUGGAAAAUAAAAAUUAAAGUGAGGUGUCAUUGCAGGAUAAGGAAUAAUCUCUCACCUGGUGAGAAGCAAACAGCAGGUUGCUCAGGUGGUGUCUAGCAGAGCAACCACGCCCCUACCUGAGAAGGGAAAUCCGGGUUAAAUACAGCCCUUGAGGAAGGAUUGUUUUUAACCUGGAACUCUUCACCACCGGUGUGUGCAGCAGCACAGCACAGAGGGGAUGGAGGGCUUCACCUUCCCUUGCUCCACGUGAAUGUCAAGAAAUCAGCCCAGGCUGCCCCAAAACAGCCUCAUGGCAGCACCGGGGCCUGACAAGGGUUGGGGCCGUUCCCCUCCCUCCUAACACUGCCUGGACAGGAGAGCAGCCUCCAGCACCAGCCCUCCCUGGAAAAUCCACUCAGCUGGAGCCAGAACGGGAUCCAGCUGCUCGCUGGAGGGGAUUCCCUUCGGACUCUGAGGGGCUUUGCAAGAGCAACAUCACUGCCACUCCCAAAUCCCAAAUAAAACCCAGACCAAACUGUG